Messenger RNA from Anopheles marshallii, 771 nucleotides. RefSeq names its product 3-oxoacyl-[acyl-carrier-protein] reductase FabG-like. The coding region runs from base 1 to 771 and encodes 256 amino acids. The transcript has 2 exons. The record is from RefSeq and is a predicted model, not a curated record. Gene Ontology annotation, molecular function: oxidoreductase activity. NCBI's taxonomy places the organism in Eukaryota, Metazoa, Arthropoda, Insecta, Diptera, Culicidae.
AUGGAUUUUACCGGCAAAGUGGUGUUGAUUACGGGCGCAUCUUCCGGCAUCGGCGAAGGUACGGCCAUCUAUUUCGCCAAGUUUGGAGCAUCACUCGCGCUCACCGGACGCAAUGAGGCCAACUUGAAGAAGGUGGGCGAUGCAUGCGAAGCGGCUUCGAAGAAUAAGCCCCUGCUGAUUGCGGCCGACGUUACGAAGGAGGAGGACAACAAGCGAGUGCUGGAGGAAAUUGUCGCCAAGUACGGAAAGCUGGACGUAUUGGUUAACAACGCCGGCAUCUUGGGCAAUGGAUCGAUCGAAAAUACGAGCCUGCAGCAAUACGAUGAGCUAAUGAACACGAACGUUCGGGGUGUAUAUCACCUGACCAUGCUGGCCGUACCGUUGCUGAUAAAAACGAAGGGCAACAUCGUGAAUCUAUCGAGCGUGGCUGGAAAUCGAUCGUUUCCUGGUAUUUUGGCGUACAGCAUGUCGAAGGCGGCCAUCGAUCAGUUCACGCGCUGCACCGCCCUGGAGCUGGCUCCCAAGCAGGUGCGCGUGAAUGCCGUCAAUCCAGGUGUUAUCAUUACGGACAUCCACAAGCGUGGCGGAAUGGACGAGGAAUCUUAUGCCGCUUUUCUGAAGAAAUGUGAACAAACGCACGCACUGGGACGUCCGGGCGUGGCCGAAGAAGUCGCAUCAACCAUUGCCUUCCUAGCGUCCGAUGGGGCAAGCUUCAUUACCGGUGUAACGCUGAACGUAGAUGGAGGAAGACACGCCAUGUGUCCCCGGUAA